AUGCGUUUAUCAAGUUCCUGUUUUUAUAUGGCCAUAUUAGCCGUUACUGAUUCAUGUGUAUUAUGGAUAGGAUGUUUAAAUCGUUGGUUAGAAUUAUUAGAAAAAAGUCGACCAAUAUUAGCCUGUAAUAUUUGUUGCAAAUUAUGUACUUUUUUAUUCUUUUUUUUUGCUGACUGCAGUGUUUGGAUAACGGUUGCCAUGACAAUUGAACGAUAUAUUGCGGUAUCUCGUCCAUUAAAAGCUAGUCAAUUAUGUACCGUUAAACGUGCAAAAUAUGUUCUUUUAACAAUAUUUUUAUUAUUUUUUCUCAUUAAUUCUCAUUUUCUCUGGACAUUUCAUUUAUCUUUUGAAUCAUAUUGUAUGCCUGUUAAUGAUAAUUCUCUAUUUAUUAAAUAUUUUACCUGGAUUGAUAGUUGCAAGUACUCAUUUUUACCAUUUUUAAUGUUAAUAUCAUUAAACAUAUUAAUUAUUCGAAGUCUAUUACAUAGUAGACAGAAUAGUAAAUUAUUGCAGCAAUCAACAACAUCUACAACAUAUUCCAUUUCAUUUUCAUCAUCUUCGACCAGUAAUAAUGGUCACGCUAACAAUCAUACAUUACAUCAUAAUCACAAUUAUCGUCGUGUUAAUCGCCGAUUAACAUCGAUGUUAUUGACCGUCUCAUUUGCAUUUUGUAUUUGUUCAAUGCCCAUAUCGAUAAUGCAAAUAAUUGAUGCUAUUUAUCCAAACAUUGAUAAACGUUCAGUGCAAUUAGUUGUGACAAUAUCAAUUGGAAAAAUUAUUGCAGAAAUAUCACAGUAUAUCAAUCAUAGUAUUAAUUUCUUUUUAUACGCAUUUACCGGACGAAUAUUUCGACAUGAACUUCAUCGUCUAUUUCUGCUUUGUUUUUGUCAUCAUCGUCUUCAAUAUCCUUAUCGAUUUUCCACAAGAAAAAAGAGUGCAAGACAACAAAACGAAUCAUAUCCAAAUACCUCAAGAACAAUUACUCAUCAACAUCGUCUAUCAACAGCAUCAGAUUUAGAACGAACUCGUCGAUUGUCAUCAAUCGCAUUAACAAAUUCUUCUAUCUAUCCUCAUAGUAGUCCUAGAAUAUCAUCCGUUUUUGAAAAUUGUCGCUAUUCUCUUCUUCAACGUUUUAGUGAAAAUGAUGAAACAACUACAACAGGGAUAGCAACUGAAAAUUCAUUGCAUGCACCACAACAACGACGUACUGAACCACGUAUUUCAAACGUAUCAAAUGUUACAACACAAACACUCUUGGACUUUAAUUUGAAGAAUGGUGACACAGACAUAAAUGAAAAUAAAACAAAAAUGCGUUCUGCUCUAAUCACGCUGGUAGAAACUAUGAAAAAUCAAAGUCAUAUACAAAAAUCAGUACUAAAAAGUCCAACGAAAAAUUAUUUAUAUGGCGUGACUGACACAGUCACACAUCGAUUGCUUUGA
Didymodactylos carnosus is the source of this 1440-nucleotide messenger RNA. The record is from the annotation of a GenBank genome assembly. Lineage: Eukaryota; Metazoa; Rotifera; Eurotatoria; Philodinida; Philodinidae.